Daucus carota subsp. sativus is the source of this 639-nucleotide messenger RNA. RefSeq lists its product as uncharacterized. The coding region runs from base 1 to 639 and encodes 212 amino acids. The transcript has a single exon. Lineage: Eukaryota; Viridiplantae; Streptophyta; Magnoliopsida; Apiales; Apiaceae. The record is from RefSeq and is a predicted model, not a curated record. Gene Ontology annotation, molecular function: protein binding.
AUGGUCGCCGAUCUCCUCCUUCAAGCUCUCGUAAUCAUAGUCGUCAUCAUCACGUUCUUAUUCAUGUACAAAAUCCCCCAAAAAUACAUCUCCAAGUAUCGCGCCACGUCAUCGAACUCCUCCGCUCUCCGAGCUCGCCGUCACUUCAUCGCCGGCGCCCAGCUCCUCUCGAAAUCUCGGUCAAGUCGCGACCUUUCCGCCGCGAAACUCGCCGUCGAGGAAGCGGACAAGGCGAUUGAGUUGGAUCCGCGAGACGCCGCGUCGCAUAUACUUAAGUCGUUAGCUUUGGAGAUGCUAGGGUUAAAGACGGCGGCAAUCAAGGCGAUUGACGCCGCGUUGUCGCCGCUCGCGGUGAAGUCGCUUGAGGAUGAUGAGAAGGGAGAUGCGUUGUAUAAGCGAGCCGAGUUGCGAGUUGGAGUGAGUGGAGAGGAGCGAGUUGACGAAGCCGUUUUGAGUGAUUUAAUUGAGUCGGUGAAGCUGAAAGGGGAUAAUGUGAAGGCGUUUAUGUUGUUAGGAGAGUGUUAUGAGAGGAAAGAGAUGAACGAGAAAGCAAUGGAAGCUUACGAGAGCGCGAUUCGAGUUGAUUCGGAUCACAAGGGGGCUCGGGAGGCGUUGAAUCGACUGGGAGAAUCGCGAUGA